This is a messenger RNA of Acromyrmex echinatior (Panamanian leafcutter ant), 2246 nucleotides long. RefSeq names its product nardilysin-like. Gene Ontology annotation, molecular function: metal ion binding. Lineage: Eukaryota; Metazoa; Arthropoda; Insecta; Hymenoptera; Formicidae. The record is from RefSeq and is a predicted model, not a curated record.
AAACAGUAAGAUAAAUCAGUACAUUUCUAUCAAUCAUUCCAAAUACUUUGAUAUCUGGUAUGUAUGAUGUAAUUAUGAUCGAAAUGGAAUCUGAUUGGAAUUAUUCAAUUACUUUCUAGAGUUGUAGUGUGUUCUAUGGAAAACGGAAUAAUUCCGAUCAAAGUUCAUUUUGAAUAAUUUCAUAAUACAUGCCCUAUUGCUUAAAUUUAUCCUAUAUUGAUCUAGUUUAUACCAUUUAGUCUACAACCCAUAACCUAGAACACGAUAAAUAAACUGCAUUGCGAUCUUCGUAUUUAAGUCAAAUGUAAAAUGGGUCGCUGAUUAAAAGCAUGGUAUAAAUUGCCACUGAAGAUCAAGCCUUUUUACUGUGAUUUUCUGUGCACGUCAAUAUAUAUAAUAUAUUGUCUGCAGAAAUGGAGCGACGAUCUGAAGAUGAUCAAGUUCAAUAUCUAGAGACGCCCGUCAAAUCGGAAAACGACAAAAAGGAUUAUAGGGUCAUCAGAUUAAGAAAUGAUUUAACAGCUUUGCUUAUAUCAGAUAUAUAUUUAAAAACAGAUGCUUUUCAAGAUAAAAAUGAUGAGAGAGAUGAAAAAAAGGCAGCAUGUAGCUUAUGUGUGGGAGUAGGAUGUUUCAGCGAAACAGACAUUCAAGACGUAGCAAAUUUAUUCAAGCAUAUGGUUUUCGUGGGAUCCGAAAAAUACUCAGAAGAAACAAAUUUUAAAACAUUCAUCAAAAAACGUGGUGGAUUUGUUGACGUCUCAACAGAUAGCGAACAAACAACAUUUUACUUUACUAUUCAAGAAAAAUAUUUGUUUUUGGCUCUUGAUCGUUUUGCUCAAGGCUUUAUUAAACCUUUGAUGACGAAAGAUAUCAUUACACGGGAGCGAAAGAACAUAUGUGAGUAUAAAUUAGUACCUUGUGACGAGAAGGAGCAACUGUCCUCUACGCAAACCGAUUCAGUUAAUGAGUAUGCUCAGGACAGUUUUGUGACCUUUAGCAAUAUGGAUGACAAUAAAUUAUGCGAAGAAUUGCACAAAUUCAGAAAUCGCUAUUAUAAUGCUCACAAAAUGACAUUAGCUAUACAGGCUAAAUUAUCAUUGAGCACAUUGGAAAAAUUCGUUACAAAAUGCUUUGUUGAUAUACCAAAUAAUAGGUUAUCUCCUGAUGACUAUGUUUCUAGUGUUUCUUUUGAUACUCCCAAAAUCGAAAAAGUAUUAACCAAAACAAAGUCUCAUAUAUCACAUAUGAAGUUUCAGCAAGAUGACGAAGUAGAAAUAACAUGGACAAUGCCUUUACCACCCGAUUUUUAUAACAGUAAACCUCAUGAAUAUAUCGCAUGGAUUAUUAGACAUGGAGGAAAAGGUUCUUUAACAAGUUAUCUACGUAAAAAAAUGCCAUGUUUAUGUGAUAAUGUUCAAUGUAACAAUGAAACAUUUAUUAAUGAAGAAGAUUCUGUGCAUUAUGUAAUAAAUUUGUGUAAGGGUAUGCAUUUCUAUCCACCACGUGAUUAUAUAACUGCAAAUAAGCUUAUUUGUAUUGAGUACAACCCAGAAGCUAUACAAAAGUGUUUGAAUUAUAUGAAGCCAGAGACCGCGAUUAUUACUGUUUUGCAAGAAAAACCUCGUCCUUUGACUUUAGAUUGUAAUGAAAUUCAGACUCAUUGGAACGAAAAGGAAUGUAUAUACAUCGAAGUUCCAAAGGAAUAUAUCGAACAAUGGAAAUCCAUUGAGCCGUUGCCAAAUUUUUAUUUACCAUUAAAAAAUGUAUUCAUUGCCAGCGACUUCUCUUUAAUAUCGACAUCAGAAAAAGAUUCGAAGUAUCCUGUAGAAAUAUACAACGAUCAUAUAUCGGAAAUUUGGUAUUGCCCGAAUCUCAAAUUUUGUUGUUUGCCGAAAUGUUAUAUAAAUUUUCAAUUUAUUUCCCCUUUAGGAUUUCAGUCGCCAAAGAAUGCCGUUUUUAUGGAAAUGUACUGUCGUGUAUUAAACCUACUUUUGUUCGAAGAAUUAUAUCCAGCUGUGGUAGCUGGAUUUGAAUAUUAUAUUUAUACCAAUGAGAGAGGUAUUAUAAUCAAAAUAAACGGGUUCACCGAAAAGUUGCCCCACUUGUUGAUAACUAUUGCAAAAUACAUAGUUGACUAUCUAGCACGUAUUACAAAUUCUUUAUUUGAAUCUUGCAAAGUGCAACUAUUAGAUAAGGGAUUUUAUAGUAAAGCAUUUAUGAAUCCACAUAUAUUUAUCAAGAAAUAA